Molecule: messenger RNA, 1029 nt
Organism: Caenorhabditis remanei
Lineage: Eukaryota; Metazoa; Nematoda; Chromadorea; Rhabditida; Rhabditidae
Exons: 10
Coding region: 1-1029 (342 amino acids)
Biological process (GO): innate immune response
Source: RefSeq, a predicted model, not a curated record
AUGACAACUCAAUCAUUUUUCUUGCUUCCCGUAUUCCUGUUGAGCUUUGUCAAUGCACAAUGCUACAAUGCAGAAGACAGUGCCAUUGGUGAUUUAUGCUACUCAUUCUCGCGGUUUCAAAUGAAUUUUCAAAAUGCUCAAAAUUAUUGCCACUCACAAAACCAAAACUUGGCAGUAAUUCACACUUCCAUGCAGAGCAGUUUCCUUGCCACUAUCGUCCGAACACGAUCCAACACUACAAACGCAAAAUUCUGGAUUGGUUUGAGUCGAUCUGCAAAUUCCUCCUAUGUAUGGGAUGAUAGUACCCCACUGAGCUGGUCAAACUUUAACCCAAAUGCACCUCGAGAUGGUCGUUAUGUUGUUGAAAGCACUGCUAAUGCAAAAUGGCAGACAGAAACGGCAUCAAGUUUAUUGGAUUUCGUGUGCAGUUAUGAUCCCUACACUACUGGCUCUUACACAACGGAGGAGCCAAUGACAACCACUGGACCAAGAAUGGCAAGUGUUACAUGUCUCUUCAUGGUAGACCUCCAGUCAGCAGGAAUUGAUCAAGCUGCUAUCACUACUUACAGAUCAUAUUAUAAUUUUGCUAAACUAGUUGGAUCAAAACUCAAUGAUGCAUCCGGUUUUUCGGGAAAUAUAGACACUUUUGGAUAUUCCGGAGUAUUGAACGAUCACGAAAACUUUAAUCCUUACAGUUACAGCUAUUUCAAAAAUAUACCCUUUCCAAUAGACGGAACGGAUGACGAUAUCGAUAUGGACUUGAAGGAUGUUGAUUCAACCUUGGCAAAUGCAGUUUGGUCACCUCCUUCACAAGAUCAGACUUGCUUGAUAUUCUUCUCUGCAGCACCGGUAGCUGAAUUUGGCGGAACCACUAUCAAAUCAUCCUACAACUCUUUCACUACAGUGGUCGGUGUGCUUCUUGGAGGUGCCACUUCAAUCCCCGGACUAACGAACUCUAUUUCUGCUUCUUCAAUGACAGAUGCCGACGCCCAGGCAGUAAUUCUGAAGCUACUAGAAAGUUUGCCAUGA